Prorocentrum cordatum is the source of this 710-nucleotide messenger RNA. Lineage: Eukaryota; Dinophyceae; Prorocentrales; Prorocentraceae. The record is from the annotation of a GenBank genome assembly.
AGGACGCCAGCCCCCGAGCCGGAGGCGGAGGUCUGCAUCGGCCUCGAGAGGAUGGCGGACGAGCAGCCGCGGCUGAGGCGCGAGCUGCGCCAGGCGAGCGUCACCUUCGACCCGUUCGUCAGCUUGCCGAGGUUCGUGGACGACGGCACCCUCGAGACCCGACUGCGCUGGGAGGCCACGAAGCCGGGCCGGCUGAAAGCGCUGCUGGACGCCAACGCGGGCCAGCCGGCGCAUGCCUUGCUGCUGCAGAAGAUCGAGGAGCUGGGUCUGCUCGCCGCCGCGCAGCGGGAGGCCCGCCUCGCGGGCGGCCGCGGCGCCGCCCCCGCCGGGGACGCGCCCCACUGGGCGCCGUUCGGGGGCAAGGACGCCGCUGGCCUCCUCUUCGGGCUGCUUGCGCGGGUCGGCGGCGCCGGGGGCUGAGGGCCCCCUCGCGCGGCGCCCGCGGCCCGGCGCCCGCGCCGCUGCCCACGGCAGCCCUCGACUGGACGUAAGAGUGACCUUUCGCCGGAGCAGGAGGAGCAGGAGGAGCAGGGAGGAGGAGGCGUCGAGAGCAGCGAUGCUGCUCGAGCGCCCGCCUUGCGCCGCGGGGGGACCGAAGCCCGCGGUCCAAUGGCCUGGCGCCCGCGGCGCCCACGCCAGCCCGCGGUCCAAGACUCCAGGCGUGUUGCACAGUCGUGUGUUUAUUCUGGGCAUGCGUGAUCAAAUUUGCG